AGGCUGAAACUUUAAAAACGUCCCUUUUUGUCUGCUGUGGAGCCACCUGGUGGUGGUACCACGUCACUGCUGCUUCCAUGUGGUCUGUGCUUUCUUCAUAUUCUGAGAGUUAUAAUUGCUUGACUUUUGUUGUGUCAAUUGGUAUGGCCGAGGUGAGACCAUUCCUCACAUAGGGGUGGUAAAAAGUUGAUAUCUGAAUUGUCCAGAUGGUCAGAGGGGUGGCCGGAAGGUGACAGGGGGUGGCCACCUCGUCGCUCUGUUAGUGGGGGUGUCGUUCACACGUCCUUCACCUCUACGGAUUACAACUAGCAGUGAAAUCUCCCCUUGAUUGAAAAAGUAAUAGGAUUGAGGAAAUUAAGGAUUAUGGGCGAUCACUUUAGUCUGUGAUAUGUUUUGUUUUUUUUUUAAUAUUUCUUUGGCUGGCUGGUGAGAAAUACACACACACACACACAUACACACACACACACACACACACACACACACACACACACACACACAGAGUUUGAUAGAAAUGUUGCAUAACGUGUGGUUGAAUGAUGUGUGUGAAAACAAGUGUAAUUCGCCAUAGCUGCAGGCGCCCUCCAGUGGACAUUAUGGGCAUUACUUAUAUUAUAAAAUUUUAAAAUAUAGUUAAAAUAUAAUAUUGUAAAUUUAUAUUAUUGUAAAUAAAAUAAUAUUUAACGUAAAUUUAGGAGCAUAAUUUUUAAUAUGUAUUAAUUUUAUACUUGCAUAUGUAGUAAUAAUAAUUCCAAAAUAAGUAAUUUUACUCAUUGAUACUCUUUAAAGUUGCUCAAAUUGAUUGAAAUGAGUGACAUGUUGUUGGUUAUUGAUUUGUAUUAAUGUGAGCUCAUUAAUAGACAAUCUUUGAUGCAUAACAUUACCAUUACAUAUGUUAGAAAAACAAAUUCCAACCAUCCAUGUAUCAUUCAUAAGCGGAUAUACUAAAUCAGAUAUGUUUGUGAUGUGAGGCCGCACAGUGGACGAGUGGUUAUUAUGUUGAUUCAGGUUUGAAUCUCUGCUUGGGCAUCUCUGUAUGGAGUUUGCAUGUUCUCCCUGUAUGAAUGUGAGUGUGAAUGGUUGUUUGUCUACAUAUAUGUGCCCUGUGAUUGACUGGUGACCAGUCCAGGGUGUACCCCGCCUCUCGCCUCUCUCGUAUACCGUAUUUCCGACAAAAUUCUGUCAUUAUUUUUUUAGGAUUAAUUCAUAAAAUAUGCCAUGUUGUUCCAUGACGUGAUGUAGUGGAAUCAAACAUUUUUUUUUUUACGAAGCUUAUAGGACAUGUGUUGUGUUUUAUGGUGUCAGGCUCCCAGGGAUAAUAUGGAGGUCAGGUUGUGGCCAGACUUGCUUCCUAGUCUCUUUAUUUCUGUAGCUGAAUGGUAAAGAAGCUUACGCCGUAAUAUCCUGAUGGGAAAAAGGGUUUGCUCUAAGCUGGACAUCACGUCGCCUGAUAGCUAGCGGGUUAGCGCGAAGCUCGGAAAGACAAACGGCGACAUUGUCUGCGACAGAAGGGUUGUCGUGAUUUUGGCAGCCAUGAUUCCCACGAAGAUGCUAGUGUACCAGGGGCCCGACGGCGACAUCAAGACGGUCUCUUACACCAGGCGGCGGAAAAAAUCAACGGGUGAACUUUUCCAGAAAGGAUACAGAGUCAGGAACAGCCAUGACAAAGAGGAGCGGGAGAGCACUUCCUGCCUCCAUGUCGUCUCCUACUGGGGCUUGAGAUUUUUAAGGGCCUUAAGGUUGAUACAGUUCUCAGAAAUUUUACAGUUUUUGAAUAUACUCAAGACAAGUAACUCCAUCAAGUUGGUCAACUUGUGUUCAAUCUUCAUCAGCACAUGGCUGACGGCAGCAGGCUUCAUCCAUCUGGUGGAAAACUCAGGGGAUCCUUGGGAAAACUUCCAGAAUUCCCAAGCGCUUUCCUACUGGGAAUGUGUCUACUUGCUCAUGGUGACCAUGUCCACCGUGGGCUAUGGGGACGUUUAUGCAAAAACCACCCUGGGACGCCUCUUUAUGGUGUUUUUCAUCCUUGGGGGUCUGGCCAUGUUUGCGAGCUACGUGCCUGAAAUCAUAGAGUUAAUAGGCAACCGCAAGAAAUACGGUGGUUCCUAUAGUGCUGUUAAUGGGAGAAAACACAUCGUGGUGUGCGGCCACAUCACGCUAGAGAGCGUCUCCAACUUUCUCAAAGACUUCCUACACAAGGACAGGGAUGAUGUCAAUGUAGAAAUCGUUUUUCUCCAUAAUAUUUCCCCUAAUCUUGAGCUGGAAGCCUUGUUCAAGCGCCACUUCACUCAGGUGGAGUUUUACCAAGGGUCCGUCCUCAACCCUCACGACCUGGCCAGAGUCAAAAUUGAAUCCGCAGACGCCUGUUUGAUCUUAGCUAACAAAUACUGCGCUGACCCCGAUGCCGAGGACGCCUCCAACAUCAUGAGAGUGAUCUCGAUCAAAAACUACCACCCGAAGAUCCGCAUCAUCACCCAGAUGCUGCAGUAUCACAAUAAGGCUCACCUGUUGAACAUCCCGAGCUGGAACUGGAAGGAGGGCGACGACGCCAUCUGCCUGGCCGAGCUCAAGCUGGGCUUCAUCGCUCAAAGCUGCCUGGCCCAGGGCCUGUCCACCAUGCUGGCCAACCUCUUCUCCAUGAGGUCCUUCAUCAAGAUUGAGGAGGACACGUGGCAGAAGUAUUACUUGGAGGGCGUGGCCAAUGAGAUGUACACAGAAUACCUGUCCAGUGCCUUUGUGGGCUUGUCAUUUCCUGUUAUUUGCGAACUUUGCUACGUGAAGCUGAAGCUGCUGCUGAUCGCCAUCGAGUACAAGUCUGAUCAGAGGGAGAGCAGCACCCUGAUCAACCCUGGCAAUCACGUGAAGAUGCAGGAGGGGACGCUGGGCUUCUUUAUCGCCAGUGAUGCCAAAGAAGUCAAAAGGGCGUUGUUUUACUGCAAAGCCUGCCAUGAUGACGUCACCGAUCCCAAAAGGAUCAAGAAAUGUGGAUGCAAAAAGUCUAAAAACACCUACAAUGGAUACAUCAAAUCAAUCGAAGAGAACCAACAGUCGGUGCUGUCGCCGAAAAAAAAGCAGCGCAACGGCGGCAUGAGAAACUCCCCCAACUCCUCGCCAAAGGCGCUAAGACACGACCCUCUCCUCAUCCCCGGCAGCGAGCAGAUUGAAAGCAUGGACGACAACGUGAAGAAGUACGACUCCACGGGGAUGUUCCACUGGUGCCCCUCCAAAGACAUCGAGAAGGUCAUCCUGACUCGGAGCGAGGCGGCCAUGACGGUGUUGAGCGGCCACGUGGUGGUGUGCAUCUUCGGCGACGUGAAAUCGGCGCUGAUCGGCCUGCGGAACUUUGUGAUGCCGCUGAGGGCCAGCAACUUCCACUACCAUGAGCUCAAACACAUCGUCUUCGUGGGCUCGCUGGAGUACAUCAAGCGCGAGUGGGAGACGCUACACAACUUCCCCAAAGUCUCCAUCUUGCCCGGCACGCCGCUGAGCCGAGCAGAUCUGAGGGCUGUCAACAUCAACCUGUGCGACAUGUGCGUCAUCCUGUCAGCCAAUCAGAACAAUAUUGACGAUGCGUCACUGCAGGACAAAGAGUGCAUCUUGGCGUCGCUCAACAUCAAGUCCAUGUUGUUUGACGACAGCAUCGGCGUCUUGCAGGCCAACUCCCAGGGCUUCACACCGCCAGGUAUGGACAGAUCGUCUCCAGAGAACAGUCCGGUCCACGGCCUGGUGAGGCAGACCUCAGUGACCACAGGGGCAAAUAUUCCCAUCAUAACAGAACUAGCAGCGUUAGCAAAAGCAGGCAAAAAAGUGCCUGUGAUUUCACUCAGUCAGGAUAAAAGCAGCGGGACCAGCAUACAAAUGAUUACGGAGCUUGUUAACGACUCCAAUGUCCAAUUCCUGGACCAAGACGACGACGACGAUCCGGACACGGAGUUAUAUCUAACUCAGCCUUUUGCCUGCGGGACCGCCUUCGCCGUGAGCGUGUUGGAUUCCUUAAUGAGCGCCACGUACUUCAACGACAACAUCCUCACCUUGAUCCGCACGCUGGUGACGGGCGGCGCGACGCCCGAGCUGGAGGGACUUCUGGCGGAGGAGAACGCGCUGCGGGGCGGCUACAGCACGCCGCAGACGCUCGCCAACAGGGACAGGUGUCGCGUGGCGCAGCUGGCCUUGUACGACGGGCCCUUUGCGGACCUCGGGGACGGCGGCUGCUACGGCGACCUCUUUUGUAAAGCCCUGAAAACCUACAACAUGCUGUGCUUCGGCAUCUACCGGCUACGUGACGCACAUGUAAACACACAAAGUCAAUGUACCAAACGAUACGUCAUAACCAACCCGCCGUACGCCUUUGAGCUGGUGCCCUCCGACCUCAUCUUCUGCCUCAUGCAGUUUGACCACAACGCCGGCCAGACGCGGACCAGCCUCUUGCACUCGUCGCAUUCCUCCAGUAAAAAGAGCUCGUCGGUCCAUUCCAUCACCGCCAUCAACCGCAACAACCGCGCGAAGAGCAGGGACUCCCGGGACAAGCUAAAAAAAGACACGGUUUACAGAUGAGUCGCCCACCUGAGGACCGCGAAGCGCAUCAAGCCUGUGAAUACGCUCGCUGCCAGCAAAGCCCGCCGGCGACUCCAGUGGACGACGAACGCUCAACGUCGGUGGAAUCCUUGACUGACGCUAAAAAAAAAAAAUACGUAGACAAUCAAAACGUUGUGACCGACUUGGAGCUGAGCACCAAAUACAAGUUUUGCCUUCUCAGCUGACUUUUUUUUGCAGAGCAACAACAUCGACAUCGACAAACAUUCGCUACGGUUGAGGUUUGCACAUCUCGUCUGUACAGUUUAAGCCAGGGGUGGGCAAACUUUUUGACUCAUGGGCUGCAUUGAGUUAACAAAAUUGUGCGGGGGGCCAGAACAUAUAUUUAACACACAUGAUUUUACGCUUAUAAUUUUAAGAAUUUUAAGAAUUUUAAGAAUUUUAAGAAUUUUAAGAAUUUUAAGAAUUUUAAGAAUUUUAAGAAUUUUAAGAAUUUUAAGAAUUUUAAGAAUUUUAAGAAUUUUAAGAAUUUUAAGAAUUUUUACGCUUAUAAUUUUACGCCUUGAAUUAUUUGUCUAAUUUUAUAUAAUAUCAGCUAUAUGUUUUCAUUUCUCCUUUUUUCUGGAGCACUUUAAACAUCAGAUACAUCAAACUACGUUUUUUUUUUUUUUUUUUUUUUUACUGAAUAAGACAUCCGACUUGAAAGUCAUGUUGCCAGCUGGUAUGCUAAAAGUUGAAAUACUAAAAAGCAAUUGGCGGGCCGGAUUCAAACGUUUGGUGGGCCGCAUGUGGCCCCCGGGCCAUAGUUUGCCCACCCCUGGUUUAAGCCGUUCACAACAUUUGUGAUUCGGACCCGUUUGUCCAUCCGCGUCAUGAUUGACACACGGCUCCAGCCUUAUUGUCCAUCCCUUUGUCUUACCUUAUUUCAUAAAGUAAUACAUUUUUUCCAUGUCGGGGAAACUCACUCACUUUCUUCCAAAUAUGAUAGAGCUGUUUUGCUAAUAAAAAAACAAAAACCAAACACAGAGCUAGUUCUCACCGUUAAUAACGUAACGUUGAAUGUUGAAGCCACGUAUCGCAUGAAGUGGGCCUCUUAAAGUCCUUCUUUGGCUUGAAGCACUGCCUCAUACACGUAUACACAUAUUUAUAUUUAUUUAUUUAUUUGACGCCACGUGAAAACAGCUCUAUCAUACAUUCUAUGUUCCGCCCCUUGUGGUUAAAGCGUACUUGGGAUCGCCCAAUUAAUGACUUUAACGUGUCACUGGUACCACUAGAGGGCAGUGCUUUAGCCAACGGAGGACCCAAGACGGCCCACUACUGCGAAAAGAGGCUUCAUUUUGCCAGUUUCUACAGAAUGUAUUUAUUAGCUCUUUAAAAAAAAAAAAAAACGGAGCAUUAAAAAGUCUUAAAAUUAGCCCUUAAUGUGAAAUUGUUCUCUCUUUGCCGUGUUUUUGAUUUUAUUAUUAAUUAACUUGUGGCUGCAAAGUGCUGCUAAGUUACGUCUACUAAUGCUAGCAGGCUUGUACAUAGUUUAUUUUGUAUUUUCAACAAAUUAAACAACUAUGUAUUGUG
Messenger RNA from Doryrhamphus excisus (bluestripe pipefish), 6102 nucleotides. The record is from RefSeq and is a predicted model, not a curated record. Lineage: Eukaryota; Metazoa; Chordata; Actinopteri; Syngnathiformes; Syngnathidae.